Colletotrichum siamense is the source of this 438-nucleotide messenger RNA. RefSeq lists its product as uncharacterized. The transcript is spliced from 2 exons. The record is from RefSeq and is a predicted model, not a curated record. The coding region runs from base 1 to 438 and encodes 145 amino acids. NCBI's taxonomy places the organism in Eukaryota, Fungi, Ascomycota, Sordariomycetes, Glomerellales, Glomerellaceae.
AUGGCCGACAAGUCUGGCAAAUGGAACAACCCAGUCCUCCUCGAGUCUUUGGUGAUGGCUUUCCACUUCCUUGCCAAGUCAGCAGACGGUCUCACAAAGGAGUCCAAGGACGCGGUCGUCGCCAAAGCCCACCUCUGGGGCUUCACCGACAUAACUUGGGAAGGCAUUAGCCUCCUUGACGCAUCUUCUCCUCUCUCAACUUCCUCUCUUGUUGAUCCACUCUACUCGUCAUCUCGCUCGUCUUCAUCUUCCGUCAUCACAAGAUUAUUCCAAAUCGCCACGAUGUCUCGCAACGUUAUGCGAUGGACCCCAGAGGUCGAUCAGCAGAUUCUCAUCGCACUCAUCAAGGCCGUCAACCCGACCGUGGAGCAGUACGAUACUGUACUGCAGAACCUCCAGCCUUGUGGCUACAAUUUCACAGUCUCGGCCUUAAAGUGA